Molecule: messenger RNA, 468 nt
Organism: Striga asiatica
Lineage: Eukaryota; Viridiplantae; Streptophyta; Magnoliopsida; Lamiales; Orobanchaceae
Source: the annotation of a GenBank genome assembly
AUGCGCCUAGGGUUUGCAGAUCCCCUUUCUGCGCCCUUCCUUCGGGUGCUUCGACGAGAGUGGGCUGGACGGAAGACGGUGGCUGGAGAGGGGGUGAGGUCGGGUCGCCGUGGUCGGACUGAUGGGCUCGGUGUUUCAAGCUGGAUUCAAGGUACGCUCGAUUGGUCCUUGUGGCUAUCUCGUCGUCGAUUGAUACGGUUCUGUUCCGCCGGAGUGACUGUAAGAGGUGAGUUGUGUUGGCUGCCUUCUUCGGAUGCCAAUUUGUCUCGGUUUUCUUUUGGUUGUGGUCGGCGGGUGCCUUGUUUUAUUCCGGCGGGUUUGGCUCUGUCCAUCAGGCUGGGUGGGGCGGCUGGACUUGGAUCCUUCAAUUCCUCUCUCACGGCUCUUUGUUUUGAGUUUUGGGUUCUAGCCGGCUUCCGAAUGAGCUGGGGUUUCGGCGAUUUCGGGUCGGCUUGGUUCUUGGCUUGA